Magallana angulata is the source of this 2193-nucleotide messenger RNA. RefSeq names its product phospholipid scramblase 2-like. Gene Ontology annotation, molecular function: phospholipid scramblase activity. NCBI's taxonomy places the organism in Eukaryota, Metazoa, Mollusca, Bivalvia, Ostreida, Ostreidae. Gene Ontology annotation, cellular component: plasma membrane. The coding region runs from base 142 to 894 and encodes 250 amino acids. The transcript has 6 exons. The record is from RefSeq and is a predicted model, not a curated record. Gene Ontology annotation, biological process: plasma membrane phospholipid scrambling.
AACGAGCGCGGGUAUUGUAGUGCCCCGGAUGUUGACAAUAAGUGACUCUUGAGAGAUAGGCUGUGUCUCCGCGUUACUUGAUAUUGAUUGAAGGUUCUACCUGGGUGUUUAUUCGCUGGUAAAUUUAGACUCGUUAUCGCAAUGACGGCUUCUCCAGAUAACGUUAAUAUUGCAAUGCAACCGAACAUGGCGCAGCAACAAAACCAAAUGAUGAUGCCACAGGGGGUUAUGGUUCCACAAGGCCUACCCCCGGGAUUAGCUUACCUUGGUGCUUUGGAUGAGGUUCGGAUCCAUCAGCAUUUGGAUGUACUUGAAGUGAUGGUUGGUUGGGAGAGAAACAACAAAUACAGAUUAUGUAAUAACCAGGAACAACAGUUCAUGUACGCCAAAGAAGAUACAGACUGUUGUACGCGACAGUUCUGUGGACCAGCCAGACCCUUCGUCAUGGACAUCAUGGACAACAACAUGCAGCCCUUGAUCCGCGUCGAUCGUCCAUUCAGGUGCCAAGCCUCCUUCAUGUGGUGCUGCUACUUACAGGAAAUGGACAUACAGAGCCCCCCAGGCGUUUCCAUAGGAACAGUCAAGCAACUCUGGACUCCAUGGAAACCCCGUUUUGAGGUCCUCGAUAGCCAGGGUCAGCAGAACUUUAUCAUUGAGGGCGAGUGCUGCUUCUGCCUACCUUGCAGGGACAUUAUCUUCAAGGUGACUGAUCCAAAGGAACAGGAAAUAGGAGAAAUCAUCAAACACUGGGGAGGGUGCAGGGAAAUCCUGGGAGCCGUCAACGACUUCAAAGUCACUUUUCCUGCUCAACUUGAUGUCUUCAAGAAGGCAUUGCUUUUAGGAGCUGUGUUUUUAAUCGACUUCAACUACUUCGAAAGAAACAGAAACCAGUAAAACACCAAGGAUUGCCUAGACAAGGGAAAAUGACAUGACACAUUACAAAUGAGGAUCCCAUCAUAUAUCUAUAUUGUCUCCAGAUGUACUAUCCCAUCUUUUACUUUUAUGGACUCCAAAGAAUGACAGUAUACAGUGUAUAUUAAUGUAAUUUUGACUUGAUGCAAAAAAAUUUAUCCAGUUUACGCAUUAGAAAUGAUAUUUUAAGAGAGAAAUCUGCAUUUUUUAACUUCCGUGAUGUUGUGUGUUUUAUGAUCUAUUUGUUUUUAAUAGACAAAAGGCCAUUUUACCAGUUAUACAGUUGAUUUUCAGUAUUCAUUUACAGUGUAGCAACCUGCAGGAUAGUUCUUAAUAUCCUCCAACUGUUUCUUCCAAUGCAAGUGGACUGUAAUGUACUGGCAAAGUAGCUUUUUUAUUAACUCAGUAUUUUGUACGUGAACACUGUAGAUUCCUUAUUUAAUGCAAGUACUUAAUUCUGCGAUUCACCUGUUUGGCAUCAAAUUGCGUGAAUAUAAAAUCGAAAACGCCAAAACUUUAUCUUAGUUUCCUUAAGUUUAAGUUUAGUUAUGUCCAAAAAAUAAAAGAGAGAUUUAAAAUCUGCGAGAUAUUCUUCACCCAGUUUAACGCAGAUAUAAUUCCUUGCAUUUAACUAGGAAUCUACAGUAAUGUAUAUAUAUGCUAACUAAUUGUGUAAGAUAAAAACUCAGUUUAAUCUGUUAUGUCAAUAGAAUUUGCCUUGUCGAAUUUACAUACUAAGUAUGAAUUACAUUUUAUUUUCAUAUUUUAGAUUUUGGCAUUCAUAUAGCCUUUUUUAAUUCUCUGUAGAAAACUCUAUGAUUUGUUGAUUCUUUUUUCAAGUUCAUGUUAUGCAUGUAGCAUAUAUGCCAACAGUUUUUGUAUUCGAGUUUUACAAGUAAAAAUGCUAGUUUUAAACUACCGGUAUAUAUAUAUAUAUAUGUGGAAUGCAAUUUCUAUUUAUUCAUUUUACUCUAAUGGCCAUGUACAUGUAUAUACAAGACAAUUCUUAAAUCAGUACUGACACCAUGUGAUUGUGUAAGAUAGCUUUAGAACACUCAUUAACUUACAUUUGUCUAAUGUGAUAAGUUUUGGGGCCAUACAGGACACUACAGCACAAUCAAUAGCCUCCCUGAUAUCCAGUUUACUCAUCGUUUAGUUUUAUCCUUUUACCAUAUCCGUGUUUUAUACCUACUGAUAUAAAUCAACAUUUUUAUCGAGAUGUAUAUGUAUUGAUUCAAUUUAAAUUUGUUGUAUAAUUCUUAUUAAAUAUAGUUUCAGUUA